AUGGCCGGUCUUAAGGUGUUCAUAUUCCAUAUGUGGUACUAUUAUCUAUUGGCCAUCGGUUUUUCCUCGUUGUACUUCGACUUCCGCCGCAAGCGUUUGUUAACGCCACGUUGGCUGCGCUGCUACUGUUUCUUUACAAAUGGAGUGUUGCUGCUGACUUUACCCUUUUACUGCAGGAAUGGCAUGGUAUACUUAGACGCCUUCAUAGAGAAACCGUUGCUGGUGAUAGCCGGUCGGUUCAAUGUUGUGAUGCAGAGCUUCGUCAUUCUCUACACACUCACCAUGCGCCACCACCAUGAUCAGCGAUAUUAUGGCAUUGCGCAGCGGCUACUGCGCUUGGAAUGGAUUUAUUUUGAGAAGUGGCUGGAAGCGCCGAAACUCAGUUAUGACAGGCUUUUCUACCUCAAACUCUUCACGCUUUUCUUUCAGAAUAUUACGCUCGUGUUGGGUUGCGUAACCAUACUGGAGAAGCGUUCGCUGACGUGGGAUGAUUAUCUGCUGAAUGUAUACUUUUUCAUAAUAUGGAAUACCCUGUACUCGAUUACGCUGACCUACUUCCUCACACUGUUGCACAUUGUCAGGCGCUAUGACGUGUUAAAUAUUUAUUUGCAACGGCGCUUGCGGUGGCUCAACGCGGCCCCACAUGACUCGUCAGUGCAGAUAACGGACGCGUGGCUGUCGGAGCUUCGACGGCUACUGGAUGUACACGAACAACUGCAGACGAUUGUGGUGCAAACGAAUAAUUUAUACCGCUCUCACAUCACCGCGAUGCUACUGAUCUUCUUCCUCAGCAGCACGGUCACCUUUUAUCUGGCCUUCAUGAAUUUGGCGAAAUGGUCGACCAAACAGUUGUAUAUCAUUACGUCCUUCUUGCUGUUCGCCCUUAAAUCAUUUGAUGUAUUUUUAACCAAUCACUGCUGCGAAAUUCUUGUUGCACGCCACAGCGAGGCGCUGUCGCUGCUCAAGCGUCACCAGCACCGACUGCACUGCACCAAUUUCUCUUUGAAUGUCGCGCUGUCCAGAUUCACCAUCAAUAUUUAUGGCAUGUUCAAUCUGAAUCACCGCGCCACACUCGCUGUCCUACGCAACGCCGUUAUGCAUGCUCUGAUUUUAAUACAAUUCGAUUACAUAGUGGACCCAGAAAAACGACACGAAAAUUAA
Zeugodacus cucurbitae (melon fly) is the source of this 1161-nucleotide messenger RNA. Its product is annotated as putative gustatory receptor 59d. The coding region runs from base 1 to 1161 and encodes 386 amino acids. Gene Ontology annotation, biological process: sensory perception of taste. NCBI's taxonomy places the organism in Eukaryota, Metazoa, Arthropoda, Insecta, Diptera, Tephritidae. The transcript is spliced from 2 exons. The record is from RefSeq and is a predicted model, not a curated record. Gene Ontology annotation, cellular component: membrane.